ACUUACCGGAUGCCUAAACUCGCCACCUUGCGCCACUCCAUUCUUUGCUGUUUCCACAAGUGUGGUACCUUUGACCAUCUCAACCAAACCACCUCUAUCCUCUUCACUUCUGGCCUCGCUCACCACACCUUCUUCCUUUCCGACCUUCUUCGUUCUGCCACCAAAGACCUCGGUUAUACUUUGCUCCUCUUUGAUCGUCUCGCCACACCUUAUAUCUUACUAUGGAACACCAUCAUCAGAGGCUUCUCUGCAAGCUCACAACCCCAAAUGGUUCUCGUUGCAUAUUCAAGAUUGCGAAACCACGGCGUCAUUCCGGACAGGCACACCUUUCCCUUACUCCUCAAGGCCUUCUCUAAGUUGAGAAACGAAAACCCAUUUCAGUUUUAUGCUCAUAUCGUGAAAUUCGGGCUGGAUUUUGAUGCUUUUGUGCAGAACUCGUUGGUUUCUGCUUUUGCUCAUUGUGGUUAUGUGGACUGCUCCCGUAGGUUGUUUAUUGAGACUGCGAAGAAGGAUGUGGUCUCUUGGACUGCUUUGAUUAAUGGAUGCCUUAGAAAUGGUCGUGCGGUGGAAGCAUUGGAGUGUUUCGUGGAGAUGAGGUCCAGUGGUGUCGAGGUUGAUGAGGUGACCAUUGUUAGUGUUCUCUGUGCGGCUGCAAUGCUGAGAGAUGUUUGGUUCGGUAGGUGGGUUCAUGGGUUUUAUGUUGAAUCAGGGAGAGUCAUUUGGGAUGUCUAUGUUGGUAGUGCCCUGGUUGACAUGUAUUCAAAGUGUGGCUAUUGCGAUGAUGCUGUUAAAGUGUUCAAUGAAAUGCCUACUAGGAAUUUGGUUUCUUGGGGUGCAUUGAUAGCCGGUUAUGUGCAAUGUAAUAGAUAUAAGGAAGCACUGAAAGUUUUUCAAGAAAUGAUUAUUGAGGGUAUCGAGCCUAAUCAAUCCACCGUGACAAGUGCUCUGACUGCUUGUGCACAACUAGGGUCAUUAGAUCAAGGUAGGUGGCUCCAUGAAUAUGUAGAUAGGAGUAAAUUAGGACUGAAUUCGAAACUUGGGACAGCAUUAGUAGAUAUGUAUUCGAAAUGUGGGUGUGUUGAUGAAGCACUAUUGGUCUUCGAGAAGUUGCCUGCCAAAGAUGUCUAUCCUUGGACUGCUAUGAUUAAUGGGUUGGCAAUGCGUGGAGAUGCCUUAAGCUCCUUGAAUCUUUUCUCACAAAUGAUUAGGAGCCGGGUUCAACCUAAUGGAGUUACCUUUCUUGGUGUUCUUAGUGCUUGUGCUCAUGGAGGCCUUGUGGAUGAGGGACUGGAGUUAUUUAGACUGAUGAUCUGUGAUUAUCGUUUAGAGCCUAAUGUAGAUCACUAUGGUUGCAUGGUUGAUCUUCUAGGUCGGGCAGGGCGCUUGGAAGAAGCAAUUAAAUUUAUUGAAAGCAUGCCAAUGGAGCCAACCCCUGGUGUAUGGGGAGCACUGUUCAGUGGCUGUAUGAUUCACAAGGCUUUUGAGCUUGGGGAACAUAUAGGAAACCAUCUGAUCAAGCUACAACCUCAUCAUAGUGGUAGAUAUAUUCUUUUAGCAAACUUGUACUCAAGAUGUCAAAAAUGGGAAGCAGCUGCUAAUGUCAGGAGACUCAUGAAAGGGAAAGGGGUGGAUAAGUCCCCAGCAUGUAGCUGGAUUGAAGUGAAUGGUGUAAUUCAUGAGUUCAUCGCAUUUGAUAAAUCACAUAUUGAAUCAAUUAAUGUGUAUAUGAUGUUGGAAAGUGUCACAGCCCAAUUAAAACUUGCUACUUAUGCUCUUGGCAGUAACCUAUUGACAUUUACCAUUGAUGGGGGAUGAGAAAAAUUAUCUUGAGAUAUGCUUGAAUCAGUGACUAUAAACUGAGUUGAAACCCUGGCUUAUUUGCAGGAGCAAUUUUGACUUCAGAUUGAGGUGAAAUCCGGACUGUCUUCAAUUUUUAACGUUCCAGGCCUCCUCCUUCUGACCUUGUCUUUACCUUGUAGAUUGCAUCUAAUUUAUGCUCAGCUGUGCUGUAAGUCGCUCACUUUCCAACUAAUUAGUCAUAUUCUUUAUUUUA
Messenger RNA from Vitis riparia (riverbank grape), 2053 nucleotides. RefSeq names its product pentatricopeptide repeat-containing protein At1g50270. Gene Ontology annotation, molecular function: RNA binding; protein binding. The record is from RefSeq and is a predicted model, not a curated record. Gene Ontology annotation, biological process: RNA modification. The transcript has a single exon. Lineage: Eukaryota; Viridiplantae; Streptophyta; Magnoliopsida; Vitales; Vitaceae. The coding region runs from base 10 to 1815 and encodes 601 amino acids.